Sphaerodactylus townsendi is the source of this 2999-nucleotide messenger RNA. It is a transcript of the gene CASP7, whose product is annotated as caspase 7. The transcript has 7 exons. The coding region runs from base 301 to 1254 and encodes 317 amino acids. The record is from RefSeq and is a predicted model, not a curated record. Gene Ontology annotation, biological process: proteolysis; apoptotic process. Gene Ontology annotation, cellular component: cytoplasm. NCBI's taxonomy places the organism in Eukaryota, Metazoa, Chordata, Lepidosauria, Squamata, Sphaerodactylidae.
CCGGUUUGGGCACGGUCAAGCAGGCGAAGGACGAGUGCCAUUCAAUGCAUUCAAAAAGCAGGCAGGUUGGCACAGUCACUCCCCUCCCGUCGAGGGCUAGUGGUGCAAGGGAAGGAAAGUCCCUUGGUGCAUCCCAGGAGAUGGCACCCUUCCAGAGUCGAGCGGAACGCGGGGAAAGGGCGUUAAAAAUCGCAGCGGAACUUGUGACAAGGGGGCAAAGGACCGGCUGGGAGCUUUUAGUUUCGUUCUCGUUCGACGCUUAGAGCCGGCGCCGCUGGACUUCCUGGUUGUCUCUUCUGCAUGGAGCCCCCGAAGCAGGGAGAAGACCUUUCUGAUCCUACAUCAUUGCAGAUAGAUGAAGGUAACGGAGAAGAUCAUGGGGAUCAACCGGAUGCAAAGCCAGAUAGAAGAGAUCGAUUAUCAAUCUUUAGGAACAAAAAAAAGAAUGGAGAGGAACAACCAGAUCCAGAGGCUUCUUUCAGUAGCCACUACCGAAUCGUUACCCCAACAUUUCAGUAUAACAUGGACUACAAGAAAGUUGGCAAAUGCAUUAUUAUAAACAACAAGAAUUUUGAAGAUCAUACAGAAAUGCGUAGACGAAAUGGCACUGAUAAAGAUGCUGGCGAUUUGCAAAAAUGUUUUCAAAAUAUAGGAUUUGAUGUUGUUGUCUAUAACGAUCAAAGCUGCGAAGAAAUGGAGAAAUUGCUUGAAGAAGCUGCCUGUGAGAACCACAGCGAUGCUGCUUGUUUUGCAUGCAUAUUUUUAAGCCAUGGAGAUGAAGGUCGCAUCUUUGGCACAGAUGGAUCUAUGCCAAUCAAGGAUUUGACUUCAUUUUUUAGAGGUGACAAGUGCCCAGGACUUGUUGGAAAACCUAAACUAUUUUUCAUUCAGGCAUGUCGAGGUUCUGAAUUUGAUGAUGGUAUACAGACAGACUCAGGUCCUUCAAAUGACAAUCUGGAAACGGAUGCCAAUCCCAGAUACAAGAUUCCCGUUGAAGCAGAUUUUUUGUUUGCAUAUUCUACUGUGCCAGGUUAUUAUUCCUGGAGAAAUCCAGGGAAAGGUUCCUGGUUUGUGCAGUCUCUUUGCUCAGUACUGAGCAAGCAUGCAAAACAGUUGGAGAUCCUUCAGAUUCUCACCAUGGUUAACUACAAGGUGGCUACAAACUACGAAUCACAGUGUGAUGACCCUCGCUUCAGUGAGAAGAAGCAAGUUCCUUGUGUGGUCUCCAUGCUAACUAAAGAACUUUAUUUCUGAAAUCACAUCUCUGGUUCUUAUAUCACAUCUCUGGUUCUUAUCAGUAGCAGUUCCCAAGAUCUGGAACCAACCAGAUGUCAUUUUUCCAAAAUAUACAAUGCCAAGAUUACCUCAAUUAAUAGAUACUUUACUACAUUCAAUUUGUAGAGUAUAUUGAUUAGAGCUUCAGUUCUUUGUUUAGCAUCUUUUGGAUGCUAAAAAAAUGCUAAUACCUGUCUUGAUUCACUACUGCUAGGGUCUUUUGUUCACAAAAUGAAUAUAUUUUGAUAUUUCUAUUUUAAGUAUUUUAACGUAGGCUGAUUCCGCAUGGGCCAAAAACAGCAGUGUGAAAAUGGUGCGAAAAUGGUGUAAAAAGUUUAAAAUGGUGUAAAAGGGUUUAUAAUAUUUUCACACCAUUUUCACACCGCUGUUUUUGGCCCAUGCGGAAUCAGACUUUCUUUCUCAGAUGUAGUAGUACUUGUAAGGGAAAAAAGGGAGGGUGUGAAUGGUAGAGAACUAUGACCAAGGUGCAGUGGAGGGUGAUUUUAAGUUUUCAGUAAUUGAAUAGUGAAGAUAUCAUCAAGGUUUACAUAUCAGAGAAUAUUGCCAUUUAACAUAUCUUGAUUUGUCCAAAUCUGAACUUUACCUGAUGUAGCUUUUUAGCCAUUUAUUGUUAGAAUCCUGGUUAAAUAUCUUUCCACUUUCCUUAGUCUGGCCUUAGAAAACCAAGGAACUGGUUGAACAGUUUGUUUAUUGUUGUCCAAUAUGGAAAAAUAGUCAUAUUUUGAAAUCAUUAAACAAUGACAGCAUCCAAUCUAUUUUUUAAUGUGUAGCUUUUAAAACUGAAUAAAUAUAGAUGGUUCAAAGUAAAAUGGUUUCACAAAGCAACAAAUAAACCUGUAGCAAAAUGAAAAAAAAGCAUUUGAUACUAAUGUCUUAAAUCAUUUACUUCUGCUGAGGAACCAUAUCUGUUUGUUUCCAGUACUCAGAAUAGUUACCUUUAUCUCUACUUGCCAUUAUUAGAGACUAUGUAUAUUCACAGUUUGCACAUUCUCUUAAUGGCAAAAAGAAUCACACCUUGAUCUUGUACACAAGCCUUGUAUGAUAUAUUGUUUUCUGAUGACAACAGUUGGCUCUUGAUUUACGAGUGUUGUAUAAUUACUGAAUUUUGGUUAUUAUAAGAAAACUUUGUAUACAUGCAGUAUUGCAUACCAUAUGCAAAUAUGUGCAUUCUUCUCAUAUACCUAACAAAGUUACUGUUGUUUUCAUUAUUACAUGUCAUCUCUUGGUAUUUUAGGGAUGAUGCACGCCUGAUAUAAAUAUGGUCCGCAAAUUCUAGCAGCAUCUCACAGAACAGAGUAAAUUUUAAACACUAGAAGAGCAUCAAGAAAUGUUAAUAUUCUCAAUUAUUCAAAAAUUAUUUUUGGCCCUUAGAAUUGUUGAAUGCUUCAGACUUGUCUGCCAUUUAGGUAAGGGAUUGUUCACCAGAUUUCAAAGCAAUAGUUCGUAGCUUUAUAAAAUUAAAAAGUGUAUUAAAGCAGUGAAGUUAAUCAAGAGUUCAUGUGUGAUGGUGGUAUAAUUUCCUUUGUUUUUCAUGACAAAUCACAGGAUUUUUUGGACAUCUGUAUAUUUGGUGAGGAUAUAACAUAUCUGUAUUUUAAAGAUAUUUUUCUAUUAUUAUUGUAAUGCCAUAUGGAAUGCUUACUUUUUCUUCAAAAAUUUGUUGAUAAAUUCUUUAGGGAAACAGAUAAUGAAAAAAUAAAAGU